UCCGUUGCAAAUCAAAGUACACCCCGACAAAAAAAGGGAAGCUGCAACAACAAUUUUUUUUUGUCAGCGGGUAAGGCAUAAUUACGGUUUAAUAUUUAGGAGUUACCAAAUCUAUUUCAAUUUUUUAAGUGAAAGUAGAGUUUAAGAGAAAGUAAAUAUUGACACCGUUACAGUUAAGAAGACAUUACUCAACAUACCAUUGCUGUGCGAAAACGCUUGAAUAGGGUAGCUUACUUAACAACAUACAGAGGAUUCAAACGAUAUUGGGCAACAACAAAAAACAGAAACUAUCUCCAAGCAAUGAGCAACUCUUCCUCCUAUAGUGCAGGUGUUCUGCAGGCGUCUUUCUCAUGACUGCUGUUGGUUCAGUGGAGAGGUACUACGUCGGAGUGGACGUGGGUACUGCCAGUGUGAGGGCCGCUCUGGUCACCAGGGAUGGUCAGGUUAAAACCACGGCAGAGGAACCAAUCAGCAUCUGGGAGCCCCUCUCAGGUCAUUAUGUUCAGUCAUCCACGGAGAUCUGGGCUAGGUGUUGCAGCACUGUCAAAAGAGUGACCCAAGAAGUCCAGAGAAGCCAGGUCAGAGGGAUUGGUUUUGAUGCCACCUGCUCUCUUGUGGUCCUGGACCAGAACUUCCAGCCUGUGGCCGUCAACCAAGAUGGUGAGCAGGAAAGGAAUGUGGUGCUGUGGAUGGAUCAUCGCUCUGCAGAGCAGGCAUCUCGCAUAACCAGCUAUGGCCACAGGGUCCUGAGGAGGGUGGGAGGGGUCAUGUCACCAGAGAUGCAACCCCCGAAGCUGCUUUGGCUCAAAGAGAAUCUGAGGGAGAGCUGCUGGAAGGAUGCGGCGCACUUCUUCGACCUUCCUGACUUCUUAUCUUGGAAGGCUACGGGAUCUUUGGCUAGGUCCUUAUGCACUCUGGUGUGUAAGUGGACUUACUGCCCCAUAGACGGAUGGGAUUCCAGUUUCUGGACAGACAUCGGCCUGGAGGACCUGCUGGAAAACAACCAUUCCAAAAUAGGCAGCCUGACCUGCUGUCCAGGGAGCCAUGUGGGGGAGGGCCUCACCCAGGAGGCUGCAGCCGGUCUGGGGCUGGACAGGGGCACUGCCGUGGGGGCCUCCCUCAUAGAUGCCCACGCUGGAGGCUUAGGCGUGAUUGGUGCAGAUGUACGAGGUUUCCGUCUGCCAUGUGAGGACCAGCCAAUCACAUCGCGCAUGGCUGUGAUCUGUGGAACGUCGUCCUGCCACAUGGCGAUCAGCCAGCAGCCUUUGUUUGUCCCUGGGGUUUGGGGACCCUACCUGUCGGCAAUGGUGCCCGAAAUGUGGCUUAAUGAGGGAGGCCAGAGUGCCACAGGAAGACUGAUUGAUCAUGUAGUGAAGGGCCAUGUGGCCUACACCCAGCUAAAGGAGGAGGCAACAAAAAGGGGGGAGAAUGUUUAUGCCUACCUGAACUCACACCUGGGCUCCAUGGCCAAGGACCAGUCCUCAGUGGACCUGCUGGCCUCCAGCCUGCAUGUGUGGCCAGACUUUCAUGGGAACCGGUCGCCCCUGGCAGACCCUACUCUGAGGGGCGCGGUGGUGGGGCUGUCGCUGUCCCAAACCCUGGGUGACCUAGCCUUGCUGUAUCUUGCUACUGUACAAGCCAUUGCUCUUGGCACCAGACAUGUCCUUGAGGCCAUGAGGAAGGCAGGACAUGACAUCACAACCCUUUUCCUGUGUGGGGGGUUGAGUAAGAACCCUCUUUUUGUGCAGAUUCAUGCCAAUGCUACAGGUUUGCCGGUGGUCCUUCCAGCCCAGACUGAAGCAGUGCUUGUGGGGGCAGCAAUCUUAGGAGCCUGUGCCUCACAAGACUACAGUUCUAUCCAAGAGGCCAUGGAGAAUAUGGCUAAGGUGGGGAAAGUUAUCCAGCCCUCCAGGGACAUCCAGAGCUUCUACCAGAGGAAGAUGAAGGUGUUCCUGCGUCUCUUUGCCCACCAGAGGGAGUACACAGCCCUCAUGACGGAGUGAUGACGCUGCCCCAUGGCGACCAGCUCCCAUCCCCUUCACACAGCAGACUGCACCUGGCACCAGUGCUGGUACCUCAUGGCAGUAGAUACACAUUGGGAGCGCACUAUUGCUCCCCUAAGAUAUCACCAGUUGCCACUUACUGCAGUCUUCAACAUCAUCUGUGUGGAAGUGGAUGCGAGCGAAAAUGUAUUCCACAACGAAAGACUGAAGAAGAAUUAAAACAUUAAGAUGGUAGCUGAUGUAGACAGAAUAUUCUGGUAAACAGGUAUUACUAUGCAUUAUUAUAUGGUUACCAUUACUGAAUAACCAUACAUUAUACUCAUGUAAGAUGAGACAGCAUUUCAUAGUUUUGUCUGAAUGCUUAGUUAUGACACAUUAGGUUUGACAAUACAUCUCUGAAUCUGG
Hypomesus transpacificus is the source of this 2408-nucleotide messenger RNA. RefSeq names its product FGGY carbohydrate kinase domain containing (gene fggy). NCBI's taxonomy places the organism in Eukaryota, Metazoa, Chordata, Actinopteri, Osmeriformes, Osmeridae. The coding region runs from base 351 to 2003 and encodes 550 amino acids. The record is from RefSeq and is a predicted model, not a curated record. The transcript has 15 exons. Gene Ontology annotation, biological process: carbohydrate metabolic process. Gene Ontology annotation, molecular function: kinase activity; phosphotransferase activity, alcohol group as acceptor.